UUGUACAAAUCAUUUUCUUUUUCAUUUCAUCAAACAUGAGAGGAGUUUCACUAAUAACAUUCUCACUCUUUUCAUUACUUUUUACUAUUUUCUCACACCAUCUUUCAGCAGCUGAACAAUUCAUCCACAAGAAUCAAACAAAUCCCCAAAUCAUCGAUGCCUUCGAUUCCUCAUUUGUUUAUCCACUUAAGGGAAAUGUAUAUCCACGUGGGAAUUUCAUCGCGUCCAUCAACAUUGGCAAUCCCUCCAAACCUUACGAGCUUGACAUUGACACCGGUAGUGAUUUCACUUGGAUUCAGUGCGACGCACCGUGUACUCAUUGCACUGUGCCUAAAGAAAAACAAUAUAAACCCCAUGACAACUAUGUAAAAUAUUCAGACCAACUGUGUUCUUUGAUUCCGCCAAUACCGGGUACUCAUCCUAAGCCAAAUGAUCAAUGUAAGUAUAGGAUUCAAUAUGAAGAUAAAUCCACAUCCGAUGGUGCAUUAGUCAGAGACUCUAUACACAUAGGAACCACCAAGACCCCUGCAACUCAACCUUCACUGGCAUUCGGGUGUGGAUAUGACCAGAAAUUUCGUCCUGAUACACCUCCAUCGGUAGGGGUUCUCGGCCUCGGCAACGGAAAGAUAAGCAUAUCCUCACAACUCAACUCUCUAGGGCUUUCUCAAAGAGUGUUGGGUCAUUGUUUAAGUUCAAAAGAAGGAGGAUAUUUAUUCUUUGGGGAUAAAUUUAUUCCUCGGUCAGGAGUUGUUUGGACACCUAUAAUUAAUGGACCACACUACAUUGUAGGUCCGGCAGACCUGCUCUUCGAUGGAAAGCCUACUUCUGUGAAAGGUCUUCAACUUCUCUUUGAUAGUGGAACCACAUACACUCACCUCCCUUCCCAGAUUUAUAAUGCUGUUUUAAGCCAGGUGAGUGCUAAUUUGAAAGGGAAGCCUCUGAGUAGAUCAGUUGAGGAUCCGGAGUUACCAGUUUGUUGGGAGAGUAAUCUGAAGCCUCACAAGCUUUUCAAGUCUUUGAAUGAAGUCAAAGGCUUUUUUAAACCCUUGACUUUAAUCUUCACAAAAUCAAAGAAUUUGCAGUUUCAAAUUCCACCGGAAAAUUAUUUAAUAAUCUCAAAAUAUGGUAGUGUCUGCUUCGGAAUUCUUGAUGGACAGCAAAUGAACGUUAACUUAAUUGGAGAUAUCUUUAUGCAAGAUAAAUUAGUGAUUUAUGACAAUGAGAAACAACAGGUUGGAUGGACCUCUGCUAAUUGUAAUCAAGUUCCUCAUUGAUAAUAGUUUCCUGAAGUCUUAAUAAAGUAUAUCAUAUAUAUAUAUAUAUAUAUAUAUAUAUAUAUUAUUAAUAAUGGUGGAUAUGAGUGCCUUCUUUGAAAAUCUCAUUGUUUAAGUUGUGAAUCUUAACACAACGGUGCUUGUAAUUUAUAUAUCAGACAUUUAAUAAAACUGUCAAUUUAUUAUGUUUAUUUAUUUAUUUA
Molecule: messenger RNA, 1477 nt
Organism: Vicia villosa (hairy vetch)
Lineage: Eukaryota; Viridiplantae; Streptophyta; Magnoliopsida; Fabales; Fabaceae
Product: aspartic proteinase Asp1-like
Exons: 9
Coding region: 36-1274 (412 amino acids)
Biological process (GO): proteolysis
Molecular function (GO): aspartic-type endopeptidase activity
Source: RefSeq, a predicted model, not a curated record